AUGGCGGCAGCGGUGGAAAAACCAAGCUUAGACAAAAUGUCGUCGAGCAUGACUUCCAGUAUCACUGGGAUGGGCCUCGGUGGAAUAACUGGACUCGCUACAACACUGAGUACGCUGAGCUGUCAUUGUGAGCAGCAAAUAACUAUAGGUGGAAUGCCAACAAACUACGUACCUGGAUUAUCCGCUAAUUAUAAUAUAUCCAGUUUCUGCCAACGUCCUGGACAAACACGACGCUGGCCUAUGCAAAGACCGGGGCCGCCUGCACAAUCUCGGCCUGGAUUGAAACAUGCGCCAAGAAAUAUUCCUAAUAAUCAGUACACUCACAAUUUAAUCUGUAAAUUAGCUGAUCAGAACGAACGUCGCCGCCGUCAAGAUGUAAUGGAGUUGAUAUCGCAGAGCUACUAUUCGCAGCAGCCACUUAAAGUCGAACUGACAGAGUUUUAUUCUCGGGACAAUUCAAAAGAACAUCACACAGAACAGUACGAUUUAGUAAAUGACAACUUAUUUCCGAAUCCUGUCCUUAGGAGGGGACAAAAAUUUCUGUUCGCUGUACGUUUUGACAGGAUAUCGGACAAGCAACUGGACGUAAUCCAUAUUAUAUUUUGCUGUGGUCCCAAGCCGUGUGUAACUAAAGGAACAAGAAUAGUUUUACCUGUGCAAUGGACCCCUCAACCAAAUAUAUUUCAUCAUCCACGUGACGUCAUAGGAUCAGGUAUUGGUCUGAGUGUAGGGCUGCCGCGAAUGCAAGAUGCGAGCACAAUUACAACAACAGCCGUAGGGACUACAGCAUCAAUGAGUCCCGUUAGCAGUAUUAGAGAGACCAAUAGCUAUACAGUUCGUAGAAGUUCUUUUGGUAACGACCCAGUUCCACCAGCACAACCUAGUCCGCUUAGUCCCCAUGGAACCAUUGAAAGGCCAGUAGUUGAUCGAUUUAGUGCUGCUCCCCAGCAACCUACUUAUGGACGUAGCUGUUGCUCUCAACAAGGAUCUGUUCAAAAUUUAACUCCUUCCAUACCUGAAUCUGAAAAGUGGGAUAUUAACAUUCACAGGCAGGAUGGAAACACGAUUACAUUUCAAGUAAGCAUUCCACCGACUGCCCCAGUUGGCUUAUGGAAUUGUUGGGUGCAGACAAGUCGUUUAGGACAGCGAGACAAUCGUCAUGAUUACAAAUGUGAUGAAGACAUUUACAUAAUAUUUAACCCGUGGUGUCGGGACGAUACUGUUUACAUGGAAAACGAAGAAUCGAGAAAGGAAUAUGUUUUAAAUGACCAGGGAAAACUGUGGUGCGGCACUUGGCAUCAGCCGAUAGGCCGUAAAUGGAUAUUCGGACAGUUUGAUGAUGUAGUGUUACCAGCUUCUGUAUAUUUAUUAGAACGCAGCGGUCUGGAACAUUCAGAGCGCGGGAACCCAAUUCGAAUUUGCCGAGCUAUUUCUUCAAUGAUCAACGCCAAUAGCGACGAUGAUGGGCUUAUGGUGGGGCGAUACGAUGGUGAAUACAAGGACGGCGUUGCUCCUCAUGCUUGGACUGGUUCUGUCGCUAUACUUGAGCGUUUCCUCACUGAUGGUGGACAAUCUGUUUCUUAUGGUCAAUGUUGGGUAUUUUCAGGAUUAGUCGUUACAAUUUGUAGAGCUCUAGGUAUUCCAUGUCGUUCCGUAACAAAUUACGUAUCAGCCCAAGAUACUAAUGGGACCUUAACAAUAGAUAAGUUCUUUGAUAAAGAAGGUAAUGUAGUACCCAAUGGACCUGCUGAGGAUUGCUACGACUCCUGUUGGAACUUUCAUGCCUGGAACGAUGUUUGGAUGCAGAGACCUGAUCUCCCACAAGGGUAUGGUGGUUGGCAAGUAAUCGACGCGACACCACAGAAAGAGGCAGAUUCAGUUUACCGAUGUGGACCAGCCAGCCUCGAAGCGGUUAGGCGUGGGGAAGUUGGAUUUAAUUAUGAUACAGCAUUCGUUUAUUCCGAACUGAAUUCAGAGCUUUGCCAUUUUCAAGAAGAAGAUGAUUCCGAUUGGGGUUUUAUUAAAAUGGCUUCAAAUCAGCACCAGGUUGGACGCAAGCUAGUUACAAAAAACCCGGCUGUGGAAGACGAAGAAGGUGAUAGCGAUUUAAUGGAAAUAACACAAGAAUACAAACCGUCCAAUGGCUCCGCAACUGAUCGACUCUCCGUGAUCGCCUCCAGCCGUGGAUUUCAGCGCUUCCAACAAAGUCACGAUUCAUCCAAUCAAAAUCAAGAUGAUGUUGCCUUUGACUUAAUGGAUAUAGAAAUAGUGCCAUACGGCCAACCUUUUGAUUGUUGCAUGAAUAUUCAGAAUAAAUCGGACGAAGAUCGUACGAUACUGUGCAUACUAACUGCGUCUUCAUGCUAUUAUACUGGUUCGAUUGCAUCACGGUUAAGGAGAGCUCAAGGGGAAUUCAUUGUACGUGCAGGACAGCGGGAAGUACUGAAACUUCGUGUAACACCACUGGAAUAUAUGGAUAAACUAGUCGACCACUCAAUGAUCAAAGUUCACGCUAUGGCUUACGUUAAGCAAACCCGCCAAGCGUGGUCUGAAGAAGAUGAUUUUCCGUUGCACAAACCAAAGCUUCAAAUACAGGCAAGGCAACUUAGUCUGGGACAGGAGAGCACUUUAGUGUUUAGCUUUCAGAACCCCUUGGCUGUCCACUUAACUGAUUGCUAUUUCACAUUUGAAGGCCCAGGGAUACAACGACCACGCCAGGCUCGUUUCCGCGAUGUUAAGCCGGGAGAACUCGUCACGUACCAGGACAAGGUUCUGCCAAAACGAGAGGGAGCUAUACACGUCGUAGCCACCUUCUCUUCGAGACAGAUCGACGAGAUCUUCGGUAGCGCUAUCGUGAAUGUGAAGGGCUAG
Leptosia nina is the source of this 2871-nucleotide messenger RNA. NCBI's taxonomy places the organism in Eukaryota, Metazoa, Arthropoda, Insecta, Lepidoptera, Pieridae. The record is from the annotation of a GenBank genome assembly.